Messenger RNA from Gossypium arboreum, 1551 nucleotides. Its product is annotated as glucan endo-1,3-beta-glucosidase 8-like. The coding region runs from base 1 to 1551 and encodes 516 amino acids. The record is from RefSeq and is a predicted model, not a curated record. Gene Ontology annotation, biological process: carbohydrate metabolic process. The transcript has 2 exons. Gene Ontology annotation, cellular component: plasma membrane. Gene Ontology annotation, molecular function: hydrolase activity, hydrolyzing O-glycosyl compounds. NCBI's taxonomy places the organism in Eukaryota, Viridiplantae, Streptophyta, Magnoliopsida, Malvales, Malvaceae.
AUGCUUCAAGCUCAGGUCUUCUUAUGGGCAUAUAUAUUGUUAUUUUUCCCUACAAGUAUUGUAGCGCAAGGCCUUGGUGUCAACUGGGGUGUCAUAGCAUCACAUCCUUUAGACCCUAAGAUUGUCGUUAAUAUAUUAAAAGAUAAUGGCAUAAAAAAGGUUAAGCUUUUCCAUGCUGAGCAUGACAUUCUAACUGCCCUGUCUGGAACCGAUAUUGAGGUCAUGGUGGGGAUCCCCAAUCAUUCUUUGGAAAGUCUUUCUGAGAAAUAUAGUGUAGCACAAGCUUGGGUGAAAGCAAAUAUCACUGCAUAUAUGGGUAAAAAAGGUGUCAACUUCAAAUACGUGGCCGUAGGAAAUGAACCAUUUUUGGCAGCCUACAAUGGUACGUACAAUAACAUUACACUCCCAGCUAUGAAAAACAUAUUGAAAGCACUAAAUGAAGCGUGUGUUGGAAAAGAUAUCAAAGUAUCAACACCGCUCAAUGGUGAUGUUUACAUCACACCUACUUACAAACCAUCGGAUGGAAUAUUUCGACAUGACUUGGCGGAUAUCAUGAAUGGAAUAUGUGAAUUUCUCCAUAAAAAUAAUGCUGCUUUUAUCGUCAAUAUCUAUCCUUUCCUAAAUCUUUACCAAAAUCCUGGAUUCCCUGAAACUUAUGCCUUUUUUGAUAACGAUGACUCAAACUCCAUGGAUGAUCACGGUGUUAAAUAUCGUAGUGUUUUAGAUGCUAAUAUUGACACUCUGGUCGCAGCACUUAAAGUAUCUAAUUUCUCGGAUAUACCAAUCAUCGUGGGGGAAGUUGGAUGGCCAACUGAUGGUAAUAUUUACGCCACAACAAAAAAUGCUAAAAAAUUUUAUAAUGGGUUGCUAAAGAGAAUUGUAAAAAAUGAAGGAACUCCACUUCGCGCGAAGCAAUAUCCUGAUGUGUAUAUGUUCUCUUUGUUGGAUGAAGAUCUUAAGAGUAUUGAUCCAGGAAUGUUUGAGAGGCAUUGGGGAAUUUUCAGCUUUGACGGACAACCUAAGUUUCCAAUGGACUUGUCAGGGAAAGGACAGAACAAGCCGCUUGUUGGUGGAAAAAAUGUCACAUACAUGGAAAAGAAGUGGUGUGUGUAUAACAAAGACGCUUCUAACCAAAAGGAUUUGCCUGUAAAGGUUGCAUGGGCUUGCAAUAAUACUGAUUGCACAACCUUGGUACCUGGAGCUUCAUGUUCCGGUAUGGGUAUUGACUUGAAUGCCUCGGUUGCCUUCAACAUGUACUACCAAAUGGCAAAUCAAACUAAAGGUGCAUGUGAUUUUGAAGGUUUAGCCAAAAUUGUCAAGCGAGAUCCAUCUAAUGGGACAUGUCGAUUCCCAAUUAUGAUUAAAACUAUCCAAACUACAUCCAAUUCUAGUGCGUCUGCUCCUAAAUCAUCAAGGUCUUCCACCUUUAGCUCUUCAACAUCUCAUUCUCCCUUUGAAACUCAGUCUCCUUCUCCCUCUUCUUCUCCCUUUCAUUCUCCCCUACUUAUCUUUCAAAUUUUUGUGGGUAUUUUCACUAUUUGGUUUGUGUAG